AUGUCUGCUGCCAUCUUUGGCGCCCUGGGAUCGUCUUUUCUGUAUGGAUAUAAUCUGUCAGUUGUCAAUGCUCCUGCUGAGUUCAUAGCGAACUUCACAAACAAGACGUGGCUCGAGAGGUACGGGAUGCCCAUUGGAGAUGAGACGGCCGAUUUACUGUGGUCAGUAACCGUCUCCAUAUUGGCUAUUGGGGGACUGCUUGGAGCAGUUGUGGUCAAAUUCCUUGUCCAAAUCCUCGGCAGGCGGGGCAGCUUGGUCGUGAAUAGCAGCUUUGCGCUGAUGGCUGCUCUGCUGCUGGCCUUGGGGGAGAGGGCACGCUCUUUUGAGAUGCUCAUCAUCGGCCGUCUUAUCAUGGGGGUUCACAGCGGUAUUGCACUCAGCGCUCUUCCAAUGUACUUGGGGGAGAUUUCUCCAAAAAGCAGCAGAGGCUUCAUUGGUCAGUUCCAUGGAAUCAUGAUAAAUGUGGGCGUGUUCACUGGCCAGGUGCUGGGACUGCCUGACCUACUUGGCCAGGAGUCCAGGUGGAACUUCCUGUUUGCCUUCAUAGCACUUCCUGCGCUGCUGCAGCUGAGCGUGCUGCCCUUCCUCCCCGAGUCGCCCCGCUACCUGCUGAUGGAGAGGAGGGAUGAGGCUGCAGCUGAAAAAGCCCUCAGGAGGUUCCUGGGGAGAGAGGAUGUCUCGCGGGAGCUUGAGGAGGUGCGGGCUGAGAGCCAGAACAACCUGCAGGUCGUCUCCGUCCUGGAGCUGCUGAGGAGCCCGGCCGUCCGCUGGCAGGUCACCACCGUCAUCGUCACCAUGACCUGCUACCAGCUCUGUGGCCUCAACGCUCUGUUUUUCUACACCAAUGAGAUCCUAUUUGAUGCUGGCAUUGAAGCAAGUGUGGUCCCCUACAUCGCUCUGUGCACAGGCGGCAUUGAAAUCAUUUCUUCUGUCGUCUCGGGUCUUCUUAUUGAGCGUGUGGGACGCAGACCCCUGCUCAUACUUGGUUUCUCUGGAAUGGCGGUGGGCUUUAGUGCUCUCACUGCAUUUCUCAAUUUGCAGGUUUUCCAGCACUGUGUAUUCACACACGUGAUGCUUUCCUCUCUUCCAGCCGGGGGUGUUUUCAUUCUCACCAGUGAACUGUUUGAUCAGUCCUACCGACCUGCUGCCUUCAUGAUAGGGGGUACCGUCUUAUGGCUGUCCAACUUCACAGUGGGCCUCGUGUUCCCUUUCCUGCAGGAGGCUCUAAGCACCUAUGUCUUCCUGGUGUUUGCGGCGGUGUGCACGCUUGCAGCUGUGUAUCUCUGUUUAUUCCUCCCCGAAACCAAAAAUAAAACCUUUGCGGACAUCAGUCAAAGCUUUGCAAAGAAAAAGAUUCCUCUGACGACAGCAAGACUGGACGGCACAAUUGGAAGUGAAACUCUGUUGACUGUUAGCUUUACUCUCCGUGGCCUGAACACCGUGGAGCGCAGCAGGUUGUUGACCCAGCAUUGCCACACGUAA
This is a messenger RNA of Myripristis murdjan (pinecone soldierfish), 1482 nucleotides long. Its product is annotated as solute carrier family 2, facilitated glucose transporter member 9-like. The transcript has 11 exons. Gene Ontology annotation, cellular component: plasma membrane. Bases 1 to 1482 code for a protein of 493 amino acids. Lineage: Eukaryota; Metazoa; Chordata; Actinopteri; Holocentriformes; Holocentridae. Gene Ontology annotation, biological process: dehydroascorbic acid transport. The record is from RefSeq and is a predicted model, not a curated record. Gene Ontology annotation, molecular function: D-glucose transmembrane transporter activity.